GGAAACCGGAGGUGGAGCGGCCGCUGGUAUAAUAAGUUGUAUUCAGUCCUCCGGUCUGUGAGUCUCAGCCCGCACCACUGCAGCGCCUUUACUCUCAUUCAGCAACCCGGAGAUACCUGUACUCGGAAUAAGACAUCGCAGCGAUGUGUGGGAUUUUCGCCUACCUGAACUACAGAGUGCCAAAGACUAGAAAGGACAUCUUUACGACGCUGGUGAAGGGACUUCAGAGGCUGGAAUACAGGGGUUAUGACUCUGCAGGUGUUGCAGUUGAUGGCUGUGGGAAAGUAGACACAAACAGCAUCUGUCUCUUCAAGAAGAAAGGAAAAGUAAAAGCACUCGACGAAGAGCUCUACAAGAAUGACUCAAUCGAUUUGGAACUAGAACUGGACACACAUUUUGGGAUUGCACACACUCGCUGGGCCACACACGGAGAGCCGAGUGCUGUCAACAGCCACCCUCAGCGCUCUGACAAGAACAACGAAUUUGUGGUGAUUCACAAUGGCAUUAUCACCAACUACAAAGAACUGAAGAAGUACCUGAUUUCCAAAGGCUACGAGUUCGAGUCGGAGACGGACACGGAGGUCAUCCCCAAGCUGAUCAAGUAUCUUUAUGACAACCGCGAGAGCAAUUACGUGUCCUUCUCCACCCUGGUGGAGCGCGUCAUCCAGCAGCUGGAAGGAGCUUUUGCUCUGGUCUUCAAAAGCAUUCACUUCCCAGGACAAGCCGUUGCCACCAGGAGAGGAAGCCCUCUGCUGAUUGGUGUGCGAAGCCAGUACAAGCUCUCCACUGAGCAAGUCCCCAUACAGUACAACAACAGUGACUCCAGGAUAGACGUUCAGAGUAAAAACUACAUUAACAGGGUGGACAGCAGCAACGCUUUGCACUCUGUAAACGACAGGAUGGCAGUGGAGUUCUAUUUCGCUUCUGAUGCAAGUGCCAUCAUUGAGCACACCAAUAAGGUGAUGUAUCUGGAGGAUGAUGACAUCGCAGCGGUGGCAGACGGGAAGCUGUCUGUGCACAGGAUGAGCCGCAGUGCCGGAGAGGACCCUGUCAGAGUCAUCCAGACCCUGCAGAUGGAGCUCCAGCAGAUCAUGAAAGGUAACUUCAAAGCCUUCAUGCAGAAGGAGAUCUUCGAGCAGCCUGAAUCUGUCUUCAACACCAUGAGGGGCCGCAUCUGCUUCGACACUAACACAGUUAUCCUUGGAGGUUUAAAGGACCACCUAAAGGAAAUCAAGAGAUGCCGCAGGCUCAUUAUAAUCGGCUGUGGAACCAGCUUUCAUGCAGGAGUUGCAACACGGCAGAUCCUGGAGGAGCUGACUGAACUGCCGGUCAUGGUGGAGCUGGCCAGCGACUUCCUGGACCGCACCACACCCGUCUACAGAGAUGACGUGUGCUUCUUCAUCAGCCAGUCAGGUGAGACAGCUGACACUCUGAUGGCUCUACGUUACUGUAAGGAUCGUGGGGCUCUCACUGUGGGGGUCACUAACACAGUGGGCAGCUCCAUCUCCCGAGAGACAGACUGUGGAGUCCACAUCAACGCUGGGCCUGAGAUUGGAGUGGCCAGCACUAAGGCCUACACCAGUCAGUUUGUGUCUCUGGUCAUGUUCGGUCUGAUGAUGAGUGAGGACAGACUCUCACUGCAGAAGAGGAGAGAGGAGAUUAUCAAUGGCCUCAGCAAACUGCCAGAGCUGAUCAAAGAAGUUCUGGCGCUGGACGACAAGAUCAAGUGCAUAGCAGAUGAGCUUUACCAGGAGAAGUCUCUGUUAGUCAUGGGACGUGGUUAUCACUACGCCACCUGCCUCGAGGGGGCACUGAAAGUUAAAGAAAUCACAUACAUGCACUCAGAGGGCAUCCUGGCUGGAGAGCUGAAGCACGGACCCCUGGCUCUGAUCGACUACCACAUGCCUGUCAUCAUGGUUAUCAUGAGAGACGCCUGCUACACUAAGUGCCACAACGCCUUGCAGCAGGUCACAGCCAGACAGGGCCGGCCCAUCAUCCUGUGCUGCCAGGACGACCCAGACAUCAGUAAGAUGGCGUACAAGACCAUUGAGCUGCCCCACACAGUCGACUGUCUGCAGGGCAUCCUCUGUGUCAUCCCCCUGCAGCUCAUGUCCUUCCACCUGGCAGUGCUCAGAGGAUAUGAUGUGGACUUCCCAAGAAACCUGGCCAAAUCUGUGACUGUGGAGUAACUCAACAUGAAAUCUCGGACCUAUUAGCCUAGAUGUGAAGAAUACCUGCCGUCAUAGUGCAAUCAUGAGUGUGUGUGUUUACAUGCAACUGUGUGUGUGGGUGUGCAAGUGUGCAUAUAUAUUUAUAAAUUCUGACCAAAACCCAUGUGACCGUUCUUCCUCCCACCUUAACCAAAAUGAGGGCAGUUCCAUGAAGUGCAUUUAUUUGUGUGCCUUUUACCCACCUGAAGUGUCUGACAUCUCACUGUGCAACUGCUAAUGAAGGAAACUCUAAACUGUGCCUUUAAACCUCAGCUGCCUGCGCUCCACUGAGCCAGAGAAGCACAGAGAGGUUGAAUGUUUACUUCUUUCAUACCAAUGUGCAAUACUUAAAAAAAAAAAAAUGGGAACCAAAGUUUUUAUAGGGUUUGCUCUUCAAAAUAAAGGUGCUAAAAAAUGGUUAUUUAAAUAAUGCCACAAAAUAACUACUUUUAGUUCCAUGCUUAGACCAUGCUUGUAAUUUGUUGACUGGUCUAAGGAACCAUUACUUGAUGAGAAUGUUCUUUGUACUUGUUGUGUAUACAUUACUUGUUCUGAGAAAGGUUCUUUAUAAAAGGUUCUCUGAUACAAACAUGCUUCUUUAUUGAACUAAAUGUGUUUUUUCUAGCACCUUUAUUUUUGGGAGUGUUGGGAAGGUGAAGGAGUGCUAUUUGAAAAAAAACUGAAUGUCUUUUGCCGUUUCUGUUGAGCUCUAUGGAGGUACUGAUUUAUUUAAGCCAAAUCCUAUUUUACUGUGAGCAAAACUUGGACUAAACUGAAGGGAGUUUCCCAUUGAAUACAGCACAAGAAAACACUGUAAAUACUCCCGGAGUCACCUCUUUUCAAUGUUCUGUAUCUUAUAACUAAACACUACAUUCAGAUGUUCCAAUUUUUAAAACUGUACAAAAACUUACUGGGCUUCACUGGAAAAUCUUAAAAAAGAAAGUGCUGUUAGAUAAUACCGUCAGAUUCAUUGCAUCAGUUUUUUUAAAGAGGCAUUCUAAAGUACACUCCAUUGUAUUAAUAAAUGUAUGUUGAAAUAUUUACAUGAUUUAUCUCAAUCUAUUUAUGUUGUAGAAAUUAGAUAACUUAUUUUAUACUGUCUGGGACCGAAUCUGUUUUAAUUGUUCCAGGUUGGUCCUAUGUAAUUGUCUCCUUUGUCUGUAUUCAUGUUGUCAGUGUCCUUUUUAAAAUAUUUUUUGUAUAUUUUUUAAAGUUUUAUGGGAUAAAGGUUAAAGGGUACAGGUUAUGUGGAAUAUGUACUAUCUAACUGUGAUCACUUGUAAUAAAAAUGAAUAAAGCAUGAUGUUUAAGA
Astyanax mexicanus (Mexican tetra) is the source of this 3522-nucleotide messenger RNA. It is a transcript of the gene gfpt2, whose product is annotated as glutamine-fructose-6-phosphate transaminase 2. The record is from RefSeq and is a predicted model, not a curated record. Gene Ontology annotation, molecular function: carbohydrate derivative binding; L-glutamine:D-fructose-6-phosphate transaminase (isomerizing) activity. NCBI's taxonomy places the organism in Eukaryota, Metazoa, Chordata, Actinopteri, Characiformes, Acestrorhamphidae. The coding region runs from base 144 to 2189 and encodes 681 amino acids. The transcript has 19 exons. Gene Ontology annotation, biological process: UDP-N-acetylglucosamine metabolic process; fructose 6-phosphate metabolic process; protein N-linked glycosylation.